CUUCACUACUAAGUAUCAAGAAAAAAAUACUGGAAACUAAUCUGAACCUAAUUCAGGAUUAAAAUGGAACGAUUUGUAGUAAUAGCAUCACCUGCCCGAAACCGUUCUAAGACUGCUUUGUAUAUGACACCCCUAGAUCCUGUCACUGAAUUUGGAGGUGAGCUUCACGAAGAUGGAGGAAAACUCUUCUGCACUUCUUGCAAUGUGGUUCUGAAUCAUGUUCGCAAGUCUGCAAUCAGUGACCACCUCAAGUCAAAGACCCAUACCAAGAGGAAGGCAGAAUUUGAAGAGCAGAAUGUGAGAAAGAAGCAGAGGCCCCUAACUGCAUCUCUUCAGUGCAACAGUACUGUGCAAACAGAGAAAGUCAGUGUUAUCCAGGACUUUGUGAAAAUGUGCCUGGAAGCCAACAUCCCCCUUGAGAAGGCUGAUCACCCAGCAGUCCGUGCUUUCCUGUCUCGCCAUGUGAAGAAUGGAGGCCCCAUACCUAAGUCAGACCAGCUGAGGAGAGCAUAUCUGCCUGAUGGAUAUGACAAUGAGAAUCAGCUCCUCAACUCACAAGAUUGUUGA
Molecule: messenger RNA, 567 nt
Organism: Urocitellus parryii (Arctic ground squirrel)
Lineage: Eukaryota; Metazoa; Chordata; Mammalia; Rodentia; Sciuridae
Product: CGG triplet repeat-binding protein 1-like
Biological process (GO): regulation of transcription by RNA polymerase II
Cellular component (GO): nucleus
Molecular function (GO): double-stranded DNA binding
Source: RefSeq, a predicted model, not a curated record